Lepisosteus oculatus (spotted gar) is the source of this 5943-nucleotide messenger RNA. It is a transcript of the gene yeats2, whose product is annotated as YEATS domain containing 2. Lineage: Eukaryota; Metazoa; Chordata; Actinopteri; Semionotiformes; Lepisosteidae. Gene Ontology annotation, molecular function: histone binding. Gene Ontology annotation, biological process: regulation of transcription by RNA polymerase II; chromatin remodeling. The record is from RefSeq and is a predicted model, not a curated record. Gene Ontology annotation, cellular component: NuA4 histone acetyltransferase complex; ATAC complex.
AGGAAAGGUGUGCAGAACAAAGGAGUGCCCUGAACAGGUCCUCAUGGCGGGGACCAGUUUCUCGGCGCUGAUCCCGGGCAUAAGAUUGGGGAAGUUUGGGAAGACGGGCUGCUUGGAACUGGCAUUUGCGUUGUAAAGUAAAACCAUGUCAGGUAUCAAAAGGAAAAUUGAAGACAAGGACCCAGAUUAUGAAGACAUUUCAGUGGUACAUGAAAACAAAAGGCAGAAAGCUGUUGAGCAGAAUGCUCGAGAUGCCACAAUACAAAAGAUUGAAGCCAUUAUAAAAGACCAGUUUUCUUUGGAAUUGAAGAACAAGGAGCAUGAGAUUGAAGUUAUUGUGCAGCGUCUUAAUGAAGCCAGGAGGAUGAUGGAUAAGCUGAGGGCCUGCAUUGUGGCUAAUUACUACGCCAGCGCAGGGCAGCCAAAAGUUUCAGAGGGGGCAAAGAGUGACCCUUCCGUUUUCAACCACCCAGCGAUUAAGCGGUUCCUUGAGUCGCCCUCCCGUUCCUCCUCUCCGUUGAACCAGGGCUCAGAGACCCCCUCCCUGGUGCCGUCGGAGACCGAGUCCCUCACUCAGCUGAGCGAGGGGCUUGACAGAGAAGGCGAGAGCUCCUGGAAAGAGCCCAGCAAGCAGGAGCGCAGGCCGGGCAGAAACACGGGGAAGGAUACCUUUGGAGUCUCUGCCCCUCAGGAGCAAGACCAGCGCUUCACCUUCCUCACCACUGGGGAAGACUCCUCUCGCCUGUAUGUGAAGAAAACCAUUGUUGUUGGAAACGUCUCCAAGUACAUACCACCAGAUAAGAGGGAAGAAAAUGACCAGUCAACACACAAGUGGAUGGUUUAUGUCAGGGGCUCCAGAAAAGAGCCCACCAUCGAUCACUUUGUCAAAAAAGUUUGGUUCUUCCUACAUCCCAGUUACAAGCCCAAUGAUUUGGUGGAAGUCAGUGAGCCACCUUUCCACCUGACCCGGCGAGGCUGGGGGGAGUUUCCCGUUCGAGUGCAGAUACACUUCAAGGACCCCCGAAACAAACGCAUCGAUAUCAUUCACCAUCUGAAGCUUGACAGAACUUACACUGGUCUGCAGACCCUUGGUGCAGAAACGGUGGUGGACGUGGAGCUGCACCGAAACUCCCUGGGGGAGGACUUCUUCCCUUUCCCCUGCUCUUCCUCCCGCCAGCCAGCAUCUGCUCAGCCCGAUACCCCCUCCUCCGCUCCCCAGACUCCCGGGCCCUCGGCAGGCCGCUCGUCCUCCCCGGUCCGCCUCACUCAGGACUCACUCAGCACGGCAGAGAAAGGAUUCCCUAUCAAAAGUGAAGCUGGCAGAUCCACUGGCUACACCCUCCUCUCCUCAGAGCGCACACCAACUCGGCCCAAAGCCACUGAGAAAAUCACUCUUGGUUCCCAUGGGAACUCUGCCUUUCAACCAAUCACAGCAAGCUGUAAAAUCGUGCCGCAGGGACAGGCACCCAACCCUGCGGAGUCCCCUGGGAAGUCUUUCCAGCCAAUCACUAUGAGCUGCAAGAUUGUAUCAGGCUCUCCCAUCUCCACCCCCAGUCAUUCCCCCCUACCCCGCACCCCCACCUCCACCCCAGUGCACAUGAAGCCGGCUUCCUCUGUCAUCAACAACCCCUACAUCAUCGUGGACAAGCCUGGGCAGGGCAUUGGCAUGGCAUCCUCGGCUGCAGGAAGUCCAACAGGCAAGCAGUCCAGCUCCCCCCAGGUGUCUCAGGGAGCACGAUCACCAGCACCCAAAGUCCACGGCACCAGCUUCAUCACGUCGGGAGUGAAGGAAGAAUCACUGUUUGCAGCCAUGCCACCUCUCUGUCCGAUUGGAAGCCAGUCCAAGGUUCAGAGCACAAAGCCUUUGUCCGGGGGACUGGGUGCCUUCACAAAGGUCAUUAUUAAACAGGAGCCCGGGGAGGCUCCUCAACAGCAGCAACAGCAGCAGCAGCAGCAGAUGCUUGUUUCCACGGCAACCUCACAGCAGCCGGCACAGCAGUUUGUCGCAGUGAAGGGUGGUCACAUGAUUGCUGUGUCACCACAGAAACAGACCAGUGCUGCUGGUGCUGGAGCCACACAGAACAAGGUCGUGGGUAUCCCAGUGGGCUCAGCUCUGCAGUCAGCAGUGAAGCAGGCAGUGGCUAUCAGCAGUGGUCAGAUCCUGGUAGCCAAGUCCAGCCCAGCCGCCUCCAAGGUGAUGGGGCAGAAACAGGUGAUCGCCCAGGGUGUGGCCAAGGCUAUAGUGAGCGGAGCCAGUGGCACAAUUGUUGGUCAGUCCGUGCAGACCGUCACCAAGGCACAGAGCUCUUCUGCUGGGACAGCCAAGACUGGAGGCCAGGGCUCAGUUAUGGCUACGCUCCAGCUUCCAGCUAACAACCUCGCAAACCUGGCCAAUCUACCUCCAGGCACAAAACUCUACUUGACAACCAACAGCAAGAAUCCUUCAGGCAAAGGCAAGCUUCUGCUGAUACCACAGGGAGCCAUACUGCGGGCUUCUAAUCCUUCAGGCCAGCAGUCCCAAAGUGCUACUACCACAAGUGGAGGAGGUUCCCAGACUCCCACAAGCAGCAGUCUCCCCCAAAACCUAUCGUGUACCUCCUACAUCCUCAAACAAACACCACAGGGGACAUUUCUGGUGGGGCAGCCAGCCCCGCAGGGCUCCGGGAAGCAGGGAGCUGCGGGCUCCUCCGGUCACAGUGUCUCCUCCCCCUCUUCCAUCACACAGCAAGCCAUCAGGGUCACUGCUGGGCAGAAGGCGGCCAUUCUGGCUCAGGUGGUGGGAGGCACCCAGGGCCCCACGGUGAAGUUGUCAGACGGGUCAGUCAAAGCGGCUCACCUGUCGAAGCCCGGCACCACCACUCUGCGAAUGACAGGAGGCGUGAUAACUGCUGCCAGCUCUGCCGGAGCCCCGGCUGGCCUCGCCACUGUCCCCGCCGCACAGCAGCCUCCUGAAGUGGGCAGCUCCAGUCUGGCGGCCCCAGGAGCAAAGCCUGUGGUCCAGCACCCUGUGCUUGUGGCAGCCAGCCAGGCGGCUGUCAUCAGUGUGGCCAAGAGUGCCAGCAGCUCCGCAGCCACUGUGGCCAAGAGUGCCAUCCCUGCCAUGGUCACAGUGGCUAAAAGUGUCAACGUGCCAGUUGUCAGCAUCGCCAAGGGUGCCAGUUCCGCUGUGGUCAGUGUCCCUAAGAGUGCUAGUCCCUCUCUCGUCACGGCAGCAUCUCUGGUGACCAGCGGGACCACUGUGAGUGGGAAGACAGCAGCCACUCUUUCAGGCAUGCUAAAGAUCCACUCAGGCCAGUCCAACACACAACAGGCUGUUCUCACCAUCCCUGCCAACCAGCUCAAGCAGCUGGGGGUGAGCACUGCCACAGGAGGAGUGCAGACCAUACUGAUGCCCGUCAGCAAAGUUGUGCAGUCCAGCUCUGUCACUAAAGUGGCAGGAGCUGGUGUUGGACCUACAGCAGCCAGUACACCCAGCACAGUUCCCAGUGGUUCUGCACAGCACCCCCCGUUGACAUCCACAGCACAGGUGAAGACAGAGCCUGGUGUGGCAGGACCCAGUACCAGUAGUGCAGCAGUACCCUCAGUGACGGCUCCCAUGACAGUGAAAGUCGAGCAAGGCACUGAGAUACCUCACGAAUACAUCAACACGGAUCAUGUGGAGAACCUGCACCAGUUAUUAACAGCUGUGGUGAAAAAAAUUCCACUCAUUGUACCGGAAAAAACUGAAGAUUCCAGUGCUUUCUGUGCAGUCUCCCUUGAGCAGUACUACAGCUGGAACAUUGGGAAACGAAGGGCAGCAGAGCUGCAGCGGGCAGUGGCUGUAAAGAAGGCUGUUCAAGAGGUGAUUGAGAAAUUGCCCAAGUUUUCCAGCAUUGCACCUCCAAAAACCAAGCAGGUCAUGCAGUGGUGCCGUCAGCGUGGCUACACACCACCUGACUUAGAGCCCAGGAGGACUGAAGAGGACUCGAUAGAGGACAUUCUGACUCAGAUCGAUAACGAGCCAGAGUGCCCUUCCACCCUGUACGGGGCAGGGGAGCUGUGUCAGAGGCUGGAGGAGCUGCAGAGGCUCCUGAAGACAGAACCAGAGGAAGAGGAGGAGAUACUGGACAUUGUGAGCGUGAAGGAGCCCGUCAAGGUCGAGAUCAAGAUGGAAGAAGAGGAGCUCAAUCAGGAGUCCAAAUUCUAUAUAGGAGCUUCACCAUCUGCCCAGUUCAUCAGAGACUGUGCCCAACAGAUUGGAGUUCCAUUCCAACAGGUUGAAGUGGAAAAGAAUGUUUAUGCACCAGCAGUAGAAGAAAUGAUUCUAAAGGCAACUGAGCAGCUUGCAAGUGAAGUUUUGAGAGAAGCUCUGGCUGUGGCCUAUAAAAAGUCUCCCCAAAACAGGGUACCCAGAGAGAUAACUGCCAUGAACAUCCAUCAAGCUGUCAGCACCAUUCCAGCCUGUGACUUCCUCACUAAUAAACACAUGGGUGUCCUCAUAAAGGAGGGCCAUGCAGACUGAAACCCACUCUUGCUGCGAAUGCGACUUUGAGUUGCAGUUUGACAUGCUUGUUAAUGAAAGGAGCUGAAACAAGAGAUGCUUUAGAGUAUGAAUAGACUGAGUUUGAAUAGUCCUGAAAUUGAGCAGUACUGUAAAGACAGUUUGCAGCAGUACCAAGGUUAGAGAUAAAAGCUAAGAGGCACUGAAUGCCCAAGUGAAUUCCUAAAAAGUCGCUGCAGACAAUUAUAGUUGUUCUACCUUGAAUGACCUACUCAGGACGAGGACCUUCCAAUAUUCUGCUGGGUGAUUUGCAACUGCAGAAAUUCUUGUAUUCACAUACCUGGAAACAUCUUUUAGGACAAAACCCAAUAGCAUUGAUGGCCAUUUGAUGCUGUAUGAAGAGUCAUUCUGGGUUUGUUCGUUGUGCCCCUGUUGAUGUGGUCUUUGCUGAGUAUAACACCUGUGGUUUGAUCCCUUCAUAGAUACCUUGCAAGUGGUUUUUCCUUUUGUCAUUCUCCUCAAGUAUUCAAGUAGGAGAGGGAAAGAAGGAUGAUGCAUUAACAAGCGCUUGUUUCUUCUCCUGGUCGGAUGCCUGAGAGUAAUGAGAGUCGGAGAUUUAUGACAAAGUGUUAAUAUCAAUACAGUGGGAAUUGAAGAGAAAAUCCAGUGUUGUGCAAAAUGUAUGAAUAAAUAGCAUGAAUUUAAUUAUUUCAACUAAGAAGAACAAGGAUUCUUUUGCCAUUGAUGUCUGCAGCCCUAAGUAUGAAUCUUGAACUGUCACAACUGGGCGACAGAGUGUUUUCAUAUUGCUUUGAGGCUCAUUAAGUUUAACAACUGCGAUUUCCAAAGGUCUGCAUCUUGUUAUUUGUGGUAAAUGGUAAUGGCGUUGGAUUUUACAGUAACAUUUGUAUUGUUUUAGAAGGCUGUGGUAAAUAAGAUGAAUACAUAUUAUAAAAUUGUAUUUUAACUGUUUAUCAACAGAGGGAACAAAAGAAGAUUGAUCUUAUAUUUGUACUAAUGCAAGCUUUUUCAAACAGUAUCCAACCAGAUAUCUGUAGGUGAAUGUUUCACUCUUAAUGCCAUACUGUGUUGCAGGUAAUUCAGAAGAUUACAGUCAGACUUUCAUUGGACUUGUCUUGACUUCAUCAUAUGAAGGGAUCAACUCAAACUUUAAAAAGACGUUUCAAUACUAACACUGGCCUUGCAGUGUGGAGCUAUCUUAUUCAUACUGUGGCCUGUCGGGAGACCCUCUUGUCUGUUCUGUUGUUUACAUGGGCAGUGUAUUCUCGUCAGUAAUAGGCUUAUAUUUGUACUUCACACCCCAGUCACAAUAAACAGUCAUAUUGGCUGUUUUAGCAAAUAUUUAAUUUCUAGUAUUAUGUGGAAAUUUAUUACCAUUUUAUUGUCAUUCCAAAUGUGCAAAGAUUGAUAUUCUUAUAUUAAAACCACAAACUAAACUAUGA